AUGAUCUCAAAGGUUAUAUUUAUGACUGCUGUCAUCGCGUUAGCUGCUGCACGACCACAACAUGGUGAUUACCACUCACAAGGCAUUUCAUCCCAGUCUCUUGUGCUUCACCAAAGUGGUCACGAGCAGCAGCAACAGCACAUCCAACAUGGACAUGAGGAACACCACGAAGAUUACUAUGCCUAUCCCAAGUAUGCGUAUGAGUACUCCAUAAAGGACCCGCACACUGGUGACUACAAGACCCAGCACGAGACCCGCGACGGUGACGUUGUUAAAGGGUUCUACUCGCUGCAUGAGGCUGACGGUACAGCGAGUACACAGCCGAUAAACACAACGGCUGCUGCACGACCACAACAUGGUGAUUACCACUCACAAGGCAUUUCAUCCCAGUCUCUUGUGCUUCACCAAAGUGGUCACGAGCAGCAGCAACAGCAGAUCCAACAUGGACAUGAGGAACACCACGAAGAUUACUAUGCGUAUCCAAAGUAUGCAUAUGAGUACUCCAUUAAGGACCCCCACACUGGUGACUACAAGACCCAGCACGAGACCCGCGACGGUGAUGUCGUUAAAGGAUUCUACUCGCUGCAUGAGGCUGACGGUACAGUGCGCAUCGUCGAGUACACAGCCGACAAACACAACGGAUUCAACGCCGUAGUGAAACGCGAAGGUCAUGCAAAGCACAUCGUUCCUGAAAAAAGUCACCAUUGA
Diatraea saccharalis (sugarcane borer) is the source of this 708-nucleotide messenger RNA. The record is from the annotation of a GenBank genome assembly. Lineage: Eukaryota; Metazoa; Arthropoda; Insecta; Lepidoptera; Crambidae.